Messenger RNA from Pogoniulus pusillus (Red-fronted tinkerbird), 6105 nucleotides. It is a transcript of the gene CNOT6, whose product is annotated as CCR4-NOT transcription complex subunit 6. Bases 144 to 1817 code for a protein of 557 amino acids. The record is from RefSeq and is a predicted model, not a curated record. NCBI's taxonomy places the organism in Eukaryota, Metazoa, Chordata, Aves, Piciformes, Lybiidae. The transcript is spliced from 12 exons. Gene Ontology annotation, cellular component: CCR4-NOT complex; cytoplasm; nucleus. Gene Ontology annotation, biological process: nuclear-transcribed mRNA poly(A) tail shortening. Gene Ontology annotation, molecular function: poly(A)-specific ribonuclease activity; protein binding.
CCAUGAUGCUUGUUUGCUUUCAAUGAGUGUGAGGAGGAGGCGGGGGGGAGCUGCUCUCCCGUCCGGCCCGCGGCAGGAAACAAAGAGCCAGGCAGGCGGCGGAGCGAGGGCGGCGGGGGGACGGGGAUGCUGCAGCCACAGGAAUGCCCAAGGAAAAGUACGAUCCACCUGAUCCACGGAGGAUGUACACAAUUAUGUCCUCAGAGGAAGCAGCCAAUGGAAAGAAAUCACACUGGGCAGAGUUGGAAAUAAGUGGGAAAGUGAGAAGCUUAAGUUCGUCGUUGUGGACACUGACCCAUCUGACAGCUUUGCAUCUCAGUGACAAUUCCUUAUCCCGAAUUCCUUCAGACAUUGCCAAGCUUCACAAUCUGGUAUAUCUGGACCUGUCCUCUAAUAAGAUCCGCAGUUUACCAGCAGAGCUCGGAAACAUGGUGUCACUCAGGGAACUACAUUUAAAUAACAACCUGUUACGAGUUUUACCUUUUGAGCUGGGAAAACUGUUCCAGUUACAGACUUUGGGUCUGAAAGGAAAUCCACUCACACAGGACAUUCUGAACCUUUAUCAGGAACCAGACGGGACACGAAGGCUACUGAACUAUUUGCUUGAUAAUUUGGCAGGUACUGCAAAAAGAAUUUCUACAGAACAGCCACCUCCAAGAUCUUGGAUUAUGUUGCAAGAACCAGACCGUACAAGACCAACAGCCUUGUUCUCUGUCAUGUGUUACAACGUGCUCUGCGAUAAAUACGCCACCCGGCAGCUCUAUGGCUACUGCCCGUCCUGGGCACUCAACUGGGAAUACAGAAAGAAAGCCAUUAUGCAGGAAAUCCUCAGCUGCAAUGCUGACAUCAUAAGCCUCCAGGAGGUGGAAACGGAGCAGUACUACAGUUUUUUCCUGGUGGAAUUGAAAGAACGUGGCUACAACGGGUUCUUCAGUCCAAAAUCUAGAGCUAGGACAAUGUCAGAACAGGAAAGAAAACAUGUUGAUGGUUGUGCAAUAUUUUUCAAAACAGAAAAAUUUACUUUGGUUCAAAAACAUACUGUUGAGUUCAAUCAACUAGCUAUGGCAAACUCUGAAGGGUCAGAAGCGAUGCUGAACAGAGUGAUGACAAAAGAUAACAUUGGAGUCGCCGUGUUGUUAGAGCUGCGAAAGGAGCUGAUAGAAAUGUCAUCUGGAAAGCCACAUCUUGGGAUGGAAAAGCAGCUAGUCCUUGUAGCUAAUGCACAUAUGCAUUGGGACCCAGAUUACUCUGAUGUGAAGCUGGUUCAGACUAUGAUGUUCCUGUCAGAGGUAAAGAACAUCAUUGAUAAAGCUUCUCGUAGUCUCAAACCUGGUGUGUCAGGAGAACUUGGAACCAUUCCACUUGUACUGUGUGCAGAUCUCAAUUCUCUACCAGACUCUGGUGUUGUUGAGUACUUGAGCACUGGUGGGGUGGAAACAAACCACAAAGAUUUUAAGGAACUGAGAUACAAUGAAAGUCUUACAAACUUCAGCUGCAAUGGGAAAAAUGGAACAACAAAUGGAAGGAUUACACACGGUUUCAAGUUGAAGAGUGCCUAUGAGAAUGGUCUAAUGCCUUAUACCAAUUACACAUUUGACUUCAAGGGUAUUAUUGACUACAUCUUCUACUCUAAACCUCAGCUAAACAUACUUGGCAUUCUUGGACCUUUGGAUCAUCAUUGGUUAAUAGAGAACAAUAUAAGUGGUUGUCCACAUCCACUCAUCCCUUCUGACCACUUCUCACUUUUUGCACAACUGGAGCUUUUGCUGCCUUUCCUGCCUCCUGUAAAUGGAAUCCAUCUCCCUGGCAGGAGGUAGUCAAGUACAUUUUUAGAGGGCAACCUCAAUUUAACUUGUACAAUUGUAAAAUCUGAAUAUAGAGGAGUGAGGUAUGGCCAACAGGGAUUGUUAUUUUGUUUUGUUCUUUUGUUUGUUUUGUUUUCUUAAUAAUCUUAAUCUUAAAUCUAAUUAUUUGCUAAAGACAUAGUAAAAGCCAGGUGCUAUCAACAGACACAAUUCUGAGCCCAACAUCCUUUGUAUAGCGAUUUAAUAGCUUACAGUUCAACCUUCCUCUCUUUUCUUUUUCUCCAACCUGACAUUUGGGGUUUGUUUUUUUCCAUGCCUUGAAAAUAGGGAAUUGUUAUACAGGAUAUUCUCUUUGCACAGUUAUCUGUAGCACUACUUCUUUUGAGGCCAGUAGGAACAUCCACAGAACAUUCUUUUGUUUCCCCCUUCUCCACCCCCACCCUGUACUUCACUCCUUCCUUUUUCAGACUUGUUUGUAAAAAAAAAAUAAAUAAAACAAAAUUAAAAAAAAAAAAGAAAAAAAAAGAAGAAAAAGGAAAAAAAAAAGGAAGAAAAAAAAAAGAGGAAAAAGUAUAGAAUUUGAAUUUAGCCUUUAUUGAUUGUAUAUGAACAACAGGAAAAAAACAAAAACCAAACCUGAUUUAUGAGAUUUUGUACUUAAAAGGAAGAAAAAAAAAAAAAAAAAGGAAAAAAAAAUCAUCAUAUUUGGAAAAAAAAUGAUUGUAUUGUAAACUUUAAGGCUAAAUUUUUAUCUGUUUUCAUGUGUUACAAAAAGGCCAGCUUGUAAAAGAGGUUGUCACAGGUUUUCUCUGCUAACGAUUUGCACUGUUAGGGUUUCCUUAGCCCUUCUCUACGACUUUAUGUUCAACCCAGAGCGUUGCUGUUAAAAUCCAAGCUUCUACAAUCUUAAUAUCCUACAGAGAUACAAUCUUCGUGUCCUCCAGAGGGAACUAAAUGCAUCCUGUCUGGCUCUGAUUUCUUUUAGAGCUAAGAGCAAAACGGAGUUCUUGCAGAACAGAUAAGCUAAGCAGUGACUCUAUAACGGCCCCAAAACGAUUGCCGCUGUGUAGUGUAUACAGCUCCAAACGUUUUGCCCCAUCUCUAACUUCCAAAGUGAAACGUUUCCCAUCUCUAACUUUGGAAGUGAAAUGUGUACAGCGACUUCAUUUCUCUUUCAAAUCUCUGUCCUCUCUCCACUGUGCCUGCUUCAAUUUGUUCUCAACUUAGCACUGCCUGUGCAUGCAGAGAGAUCCUGUGCAUCCUCUUUUCGUUUUUUUAACCGAUGUUAACACUUGUGGAAGAUUUUAUGAAGCUACUUUUGUAUAAGCUGUGGCAUCUCUUGUGGGGCUUAUUUUUUUUCUUUCUUUUUUUUUUUUUUUUUUUUUUUUUGACUCUCACACUUUUGGGAACAUGUUCAGGUUAUGGGUACACAGUUUCUAGCUUCGUGCACUGCUUCCUUCGGUGUCAUUGCACAGUGCCGUCUUUUCCCCACUAAGAAUCGCUAUCAUGUGAGUUCUCUUGAAGUGUGUUCCUUGGUUUCAGAAAGUGUAAGUCCUUGAAGAAAAAGAAAACAAAGCAAAACACAAUCCUGCAUUAUAUAUAUAUUUUUUUUCCUCCUUCUUUUUUAUUGAUGAAGCAGUGUAAAAAUAAAUGCAUUUUCAAUACAGGUCCCAAAGACAAUUCUUCAGAUCUAGAAGUGUUAAGAGUGUACCCUCAGUGCCAUUUGUGUCGUGAAGCCAAGUACCUAACAACUUACAAAUCUAUUUGUUAGCCUAAAAAAGGGGAGAAUUUAUCAUCUCCUUAAACUAAUACAACUUGAAUAAUCAAUGUAAAGAGUUUUAAAAACAGAGACAGCUUGGUCUUAAAACAGCUUUUGUUUCAGCUGCGGGCAGGGAAGCAAAAGGACACUGAGCAUUAAGGUGAUAAAUUUCUAAGUAUUGUGAAUUUUUAUAUAUAUAAGAGAAAUGGAUUGGUAAUAAUGCUUCAAAUUUUUUAUUGAGGAGUCAUCAGCACACACCAACCUGCUCCAACUGGUCUGCUUUAGGGCUGGAAGAAGCGAGGAGCAGCUGGGAUGUGGCAAAUGUACAGGUUUUAAGAUUUCACUAGGAGAAGUUUUGAUCUCGAAUCCUUGUCUGGGACCUGAUCUCUUGGGGUUGCUUCGGUUUGGUUUGAGUUGUGACAACACCAAACGUGUCCAGUUCAUAAUCAGUACCUUGAAACUCUGGUUAGUGUUGCUGUAGUAGACUUUAAUGAGUAGUGUUAAUUUUUUUUCUGUUUGGUUCUUUUUUUGUUCCCUUGAGGUUUAAUUUUUUUCUCUUGUAAAGUGUGAAUAAAAGGUGUUUUACUCCUGUUUCCUUAAUGAUGUCUCGGUAAUGUACAUCAUGGCAAUUUCCAGUGCUGAUGAGCCACUUGAGCCUGUCAGACCGAGCAAAAGUUGUCUGUUUUGGUUUAUUUUUUAAUCUCAGUUUUUUUGGUUGUUGUUUUCUGAUGAUCUGGAUUGUGUAACGAGUCCAGAAAGCUUUACGGAAGGGGAAGGGAAGCACUUAACUCAUUUUGUAUUUCUUAGAGGGGGAUCAUUUACUUUUAAUAGAUGCUGGAGCUUGAGUGCACUUGUUAGAUUCUAAAAGGUUUGAGCUUUAUCCAGUAUGUGUUCUCCUGUGUUGCUUAGUCUUAAAACCCAUUGGAAUUGAUGACAGCAUGUGGAAGUGUGGCCCCUUGUGCUUUUGGAGACACAACCGUUCCUGCUCGGUCACCUCACAGGCUAAGGGUGCGUCUUUAAUAUCGGUUCCCUCCAGCUUUUCUUCUAGUCCAUCAUAUCCCAAUUGAAAACCCACUGAACACAUUGAAGACACUCCUUUGACUUCACUGGGUUUUAACUGGACUGCAGCAGCUAUGGCUUGGGGGCUGAAGGGGGUGGAGAAAUAUUCUGAGUAUUAGGGAAGGCCCAGAUGGCACCGAAACAGAGCUGAGAGAAACUUUACUCACGCCACCUCUCCGAGAAAAUACCUUCCUGUGUCAAAACCAGAUCUAACUCUGAGGUCUCAAUUUCCAGCUCUAAGAUAGAACAAGGCAAUAAACUUGUGUCUUCACAAAAAUCCAAACCUCUGCUUCAUAGUUUUUGAUGUCCAAGUGGUUCUUUGCAAGGCUUUUUUUUUUUUUACCCGAGGUGGGUUUGGGUGUUUGCCAUAACAUAACCUUCAGUGUUCUUGUUGUAAAAGCACACCUAGCAAAAGUCACAGCCCAGCCCUUGGGGUUGAGAGGUUUUAUUUAGGUUAGGCCAAGCUUUCACUUCGAGUACAGUCAGCCAUAUCUUGUCUAGUUUUGAUUUACCUUUACCAAGAGUUUUGGGUGUCAAAGUGUCAAUGGAACUACACCUUUAACUAAGAAGGAUUGAUUAGAGUACAAGACUAACACCACGACUUACUGCUUUUAACACAGCCUGAGUAGGGAGGGGAAAGAGCAUAUGUGAGCUGGGGUGUGUUGUAAUUAUUUUGGGCUUUUAGCAGCCUUUUGGUCUUCAAAAAAAAAAACCAACAACAAAAAGGGUCAAAUUUGGCUGGCAUUUGACCAAACGUUGCAUGAAUGCAUCUUUGUAACUUUAUCCAAUCUCUCAAGUGGCUUUUGGGGUUGGUUGGUUAUUUUUUUUAUUGAAGGCAGACUUUGACAAUAGCUUCGAGUUGUUUGUUUGGGUGUUUGGUUGUGUUGUUUUUUUCCCCACCACACAAACCUGUACAAAAGACAAAAUAAUUACAGCACUGUUGGGGAGGAAAAUAGGAAAGCAAACUUAAUUACACUGUAAACCUUUAAACCAUUCAGUUAACUGCUUUUUUUUUGUAGCAAGCCUUUUCUCAUCCAGCCAGACACAGUAUUUUUUAGUAUGUUAACUCCUUUUAUUUUCUUUUUGGUUGCAUAAAUUUGUAACACUUAAGUGUCUUUGGUAUGUUUAAGUAGUGUCUAAAAUAGAAUAUCUUAGUCUUUAUUCACAGUACUUCUGUAUAAUGUGUAAUGCACUGGACUAACUCUUGUUUACCAUUCAUGUAACACAAAAACCAGCACAUUAUCUGCACUAAGCUCAAAGAAUGUUGCAUUUGUCUAUAGGCAGCUCUUCAACAAGAUCAAUGGGAAACUGAAUAUGGUCUGAUGGUAAACAAGGGCUUUUACUGUUCUCUUCAGUGGAACUUUCUUCUUGGUCAAAUUUUAACUAGUUAGUAUUAUAUUUAUAUAUACAGGGUCUUCUUUUUUCUUUACCAAUGUAUUUUCCUACUCAUAGCUGACCAAUAAAUCCAAUAUCUGUUUCAAA